Messenger RNA from Penaeus chinensis, 2374 nucleotides. RefSeq names its product potassium voltage-gated channel protein Shal-like (gene Shal). NCBI's taxonomy places the organism in Eukaryota, Metazoa, Arthropoda, Malacostraca, Decapoda, Penaeidae. The transcript has 5 exons. Gene Ontology annotation, cellular component: voltage-gated potassium channel complex; membrane. Gene Ontology annotation, molecular function: protein binding; A-type (transient outward) potassium channel activity. The coding region runs from base 243 to 2231 and encodes 662 amino acids. Gene Ontology annotation, biological process: potassium ion transmembrane transport; protein homooligomerization. The record is from RefSeq and is a predicted model, not a curated record.
GGCGCGGGAACCAGCCUCCUCUGCCCUGCCUGCACAAUUUCUUGGUGUUAUGCUUUGUAUCUCUGGUAUAAAGUGACUUUUGAAGAGCAGUGUUACGAUAAGUGUUUUGGAUAAAUGGAAAACAUGUACAAAUAGGGGGAUACCAAAGGGAGGCAUCCCCUGUGCCCGUGUGCAAGCCAGCUAUUUGAUUGUUCAGGGUCGCACCGGCGCUUGCCCCCACCAGCAACAUUCCCCCACACAGCAUGGCCUCGGUGGCCGCUUGGUUGCCCUUCGCUCGAGCAGCUGCCAUCGGAUGGGUUCCCAUCGCCAACAACCCAUUACCGGCGCCGCCCAUCCCAAAGGACAAGCGGCGGCCGGAUGAUGAAAAGCUGCUGAUCAAUGUGUCGGGGCGGCGAUUCGAAACCUGGCGCAACACGCUAGAAAAAUACCCUGACACACUUCUUGGUUCCAACGAACGAGAGUUCUUUUAUGAUGAAGAAACCAAGGAAUAUUUCUUUGACAGAGAUCCUGAUAUAUUUCGGCAUAUUCUGAAUUAUUAUCGCACGGGAAAGCUGCACUAUCCUAAACACGAGUGUCUCACCAGCUAUGAUGAGGAACUCGCUUUCUUUGGUAUCAUUCCUGACGUCAUUGGUGAUUGUUGUUAUGAAGAUUAUCGUGAUCGUAAACGUGAAAAUGCAGAGCGUCUAUUGGAUGACAAACUCUCAGAGAGUGGAGAGCAAGAUAAAUAUGUUUACCGUACUAUACGCGAGCGCAUGUGGCGCGCAUUUGAAAAUCCUCACACGUCAACUGCAGCAUUAGUGUUUUACUACGUAACUGGUUUCUUCAUUGCCGUGUCGGUCAUGGCUAACGUUGUCGAGACCGUUCCUUGCGGCCAACUACCAGGCAAGAAAGAAUCCCAACCUUGCGGGGAACGCUACAAAAUAAUCUUCUUCUGUGGAGACACAGCAUGUGUAAUGAUUUUCACAGCAGAAUAUCUUCUCCGAAUGUUCGCAGCGCCAGACCGCUGUAAGUUUGUCCGGUCAGUCAUGUCCAUCAUCGAUGUAGUAGCCAUCCUUCCCUAUUAUAUCGGAUUAGGAAUAACCGACAACGACGAUGUUUCUGGCGCCUUUGUCACACUGAGAGUGUUUCGUGUGUUCAGGAUCUUUAAGUUUUCGAGGCACUCACAAGGACUUCGAAUUCUUGGCUACACGCUUAAGUCAUGCGCCUCAGAACUAGGCUUUCUUGUCUUCUCAUUGGCCAUGGCCAUCAUUAUUUUCGCUACUGUCAUGUUCUAUGCAGAAAAGAAUGUAGAAGAGACAACCUUUACAUCCAUCCCUUCUGCGUUUUGGUACACCAUCGUUACCAUGACGACGUUAGGAUACGGUGACAUGGUGCCCCACACGCCCACCGGGAAGAUUGUUGGAGGGGUCUGCUCUCUCUCCGGAGUGCUCGUGAUCGCGCUGCCUGUACCUGUUAUUGUUUCCAACUUUUCAAGAAUUUACCACCAAAAUCAACGUGCAGAUAAACGGAAAGCACAAAAGAAAGCCCGCUUAGCGAGAAUUCGGAUCGCAAAGGCAUCCUCGGGAGCUGCUUUUGUGAGCAAGAAGAAGGCGGCAGAAGCUCGGUUGGCAGCACAAGAAAGUGGCCUUGAAAUGGACGAAUUUACGAAAGAAGAAGAUAUAUUUGAGCUCCAGCACCAUCACCUGCUACGCUGCCUCGAAAAAACAACGGACCGGGAAUUCGUUGAGCUGGAAGUGCCCUACAACGGCCAGCCCAACCGGCCGGGAAGCGCCUCGCCCCCGCAGAGCCGGAGCCCCUCGCUGUCCAGCCACGCCAACUUCACUGUCACCUGCUGUGGCCGAAGGUUUGGGGGCAAAUCCUACCAGCCUAAAGGCGGCACCAGCGCAGAAUGCAGAUAUGACGAGGAAUUAAAUGAAAUUCAUAUUCGGGACAAAACAUAUCUGAAUAUGGCAACCAACAGAAGUGGCUGGGGAAUGCAUAAUCAGCAAGCAACUCCACUUCCUGCUUCCAUCACCACUUCAAAUGUCAAUACGACAAUUAUCACCUCAUGCAGCCAAGGAGCUGCCCCUAGUGUUGUGGCGGUGAGCAAACCUAAUUCUACAACCACCGUUACCACUGCUAUUGUUAACCUUCCCACACCAUCACCUAACGGGGACAGCGAGUUCCCCACGCCUGCCCUGAACCAGCCACCUCCAGCAAACCAGGGUGUGUUAAGAAUAUCAUCUCUCUAAGUUCUAUUAAUUAUAUUUGUGAUAAUUAGCCUUGGAUCUCAAGGAAUGUUAAGGCAAAAUAGUAGAUUUAGAUUACACACACACACACACACACACACACACACACAUAUAUAUAUAUAUAUAUAUAUAUAUAUAUAUAUAUA